This is a messenger RNA of Fundulus heteroclitus (mummichog), 3884 nucleotides long. RefSeq lists its product as uncharacterized. The record is from RefSeq and is a predicted model, not a curated record. The transcript has 22 exons. The coding region runs from base 69 to 3125 and encodes 1018 amino acids. Lineage: Eukaryota; Metazoa; Chordata; Actinopteri; Cyprinodontiformes; Fundulidae.
GUAAACCGGAAGUAGAGGUUCAAAAACAAGGUGCAGAAGUUUAGGACCCAACCAGGGAACAAUCCAGCAUGUUUUACUGCAGCAGCGGCGGUUCCGAUCCGCUGAACAUGUCCAAAAGCGGCAUCCUGAGAGGAAUCAUCACCGAGAAGCUGAGCACAGCCGCCCGGGAGAUCUUAGCGGUGGUGGAGAGGACCGUAGCCGACUACGAGGAGGAGGCUUCGGGCUUCAGGCGGGAGAUCGAGCGGCAGAGGAGGCAGCUGGAGCUCCUGCAGCCUCAGAUCAAGCUGCCCAGAACAGAACUAGAGCUGCUCCCAGAUCUGCAGAGCCACGAGGAGGUGGUGGUUGGUGAGGAGCAAGAGGAGCAGCAGCUCACACAGAGCACAGGUGUGGAGGCAGCUGAGAGUCACAGUCCACCUGGGAAACACUCUGAGGAAGAGGAGGAGGAUGAUGAUGAUGAGGGGGAAGAUGGUGGUGAUGAUGAUGAGGUGGCACAAGAGAAUGAUGAACAGGAGGAUGAAGAAUCAGCAAUAAAAUACAAGAUGAUCCAAGAAGACCUGAAGGACCCAGAUUUUGAAGUACCACCAAGGAAUGUCUUCGACUGUCAACUCCUCUCUCUGCUGAGGAUAAAUUCAGCGACGGCAGCAGAGACGAUCAGACAGAGCAGCACCCAGCGAGCCGAGAGGCCAGGAGACAGACCCGUCAGAGAUCACCUGGAACAGCCUUCAUCAUCCUCAUCCUCCUGUAGAGGCUCCGUGUCAGCUGACUGGCCUCCGCCAACAUGCUCCGCCUCCUCUUCUACCUGUUUGCUGUGGUGGUGCUGCCAGGUGCUGCUCAACAGGUUUUUACCGUUUCCUCAGAGGUCAACAUCAGCUCGUGUCCCAUCACGUAUUUUGGACAGAAGUACCAACGUCUCUAUCGGAUUCUACGACCCUCAGAACAAAGGCGACUGUUUGGUGGGACCAAAGGGGGAGAUGACAUGGUUUGAAUUUUAUGGGAAGACUUCUGGACUAGAAGAACUGAUCCAUCAGAAUCUGCCAACCAUUAACAACACCAUGGAAUGCUCUAUUUCCAUAUAUACUGAUACGGAUGGAUAUAAUGUAGUCAACUUUGGAUCAGAAACCGCUCUACGUGUGUUUUCACCAAACCAGAAUGUAAUGGUUGAGGUUCUGGUGGACGGUGUCAAAGUCAAGUCAGUGAAUCUAUCAAUCCCUAUUAAUGAAUACUACCUUACAGCAUUUGCAGACCUGACUGGCUGCAGACACUCAGGUGUCGUUUAUAAACCAGGCGACACGGUGAGCUCUGAUCCUGAAACCUGUGUCAAUCUCACCUGUUCUGAUGUUGGCGUCCUCCAGACAUCCAGCUGUGGGCCUCUGGAGCGUUGUCAAGGCAACGGCGUCUGCUCCUCUGGCUCCCCGUUGGGCUCCAGCUGCACUGUGACGGGUCCCGCUGUCAUCGGCUUCCAGGGCCAGCAGAGCUCUGUGAAGGAUCGCUGUUCCUACUCCCUGCUGAGGAUCCCAUCGGUCCCAGGAUUCCAGGUUCUGGCCCGCUUCCAGGAGCGGCGGCGUAGAGACGUGAGCUUCCUGGACAGCGUGACGCUGCGCCUGGACGGGCCGGGCGCUCACAUUCACCUGAAACAAGGAGGCAGGGUUCUGCUGGACGACUCGCCGCUGACCCUCAACAGCUCGGUUCAGACGGUUGGCGGUGUGAAGCUCUCUAAGGACCAAACUGGAGUCACCGCCAAGGUGUCGCUGUCCAACUUCACCGCUUCUGUCUUCUUUGACGGCUCCUCUGCACUGAUCCACCUGGAAGGAUCUGCUGGACAGUCUCUGCAGGGUCUGUGUGGAAGCUCCAGCAGCUCUGUGAGUGAGGAGAGGCUCUCUGAGGACAACUCCACCAGCUGUGAGAUGCAGUACUCCGAUAGUAACGACAGCACCAUCGACUGCACCAAGAUGACUGAACGCUGUAACCUCCUGAAGGAGGCGCCCUUCUCCUCCUGUCACAUCGACCCAGAGCCCUUCAUCACCGCCUGCACACACACUUUGUGCAGCUAUCCUGAUCUGGACGGCCUCAGGUGUCAGUUCCUGGAGGCCUACGCCAGAGCCUGCAGCCUGGAGAGCAACGGCACACUGGAGGACUGGAGGUCCAAGGCUGAGUGCUCGCCCCCUGGGGGCUUCUGCCAGGACAGGACCUGCAGCGAUCAUGAGUUCUGUGGAGAGAAGAGUGCUGGUGGAGAAAGUCGCUGCUUCUGUCGGGCCAUUUUUGCCUCCAAGUACAGAGAGAUCAAGUCUUUCGGUGAUCCAGCCAUCUGCAGCCAGAGCUCUGCUUCUCUCACUCUGGUGGGUUGUCUCCUGGAGGACGAAGGCCUCGACUACUCUGCCUUGCAGCUCAAAGAGCCGACCUGCAAAGGUCAGAUAGAUGAGCGGACCCACAUGGUGACUUUCACCUUCAACAGCACCAACCUCUGUGGGACGGAGGUCACGACCAGCAACAGCCAAACCAUCUACAGGAACACCAUCAUGUCACAGAACCUCUCUUCUGACGGCAUUACUCGCCAAGACCAGGUCUACAUCGACUUUUCCUGCAUUGAGACCGAGCCAGACACAGACACUGUGGCUUUCAGAAUCAAAGACAGCGCUGUGGUUCAUGUCAUCUCAUCCGGACCUUGGAAUUACUCUCUGACCAUGAAGGCCUUCAUGGACGCCGGCCGGACACAAGCUGUGGAUUUGAACACCGAGGUACGGCUGAACCAGAAGAUCUGGGUGGAGCUGGACACGGAGGGCCUGAAUGAAGACCUGGUUGCUGUGGUAACCGACUCCUGCUGGGCGACAGACCGAGCGUCCCCCACUGCUGGACGUAGAUAUUACCUGAUCAAGAACGGCUGUCCAAACUCUGAGGACCAGACGGUGAAGGUGGAGGGAAACGGAGAGGGAACCUCCAACUUCUUCUCCUUCAACAUGUUCCAGUUCUCUGGGAGCUCUGCUGAAGUCUACCUGCACUGUAAACUGCAGCUGUGUGUCAAACAGGGGAAUGUCUGCAUCCCGACGUGUGACGGAGCUCGGAGACACAGAUCAGUCAGGUCCAGACCUGGAGCUUCUGCCUUCAUCAGCAUGGCCUGGACCACCUAGGUUAUUUUGACCUGGACAGACUGACGGGCUGCAGAUGUUUGGUUUGAUUGGUUCUGAUCCAGAGCCUGGAUGUGUGGAGGUUGACUCAAACAGCCGCAGCGAGCUUCUAUUGGAGAGGAAGAGAGGACAGACCUGUCAUCUUUGUCAUGAGUCUAUAGCUGAUGUUUUCAUCUCUUAUGAAUGACUGGGUGUUUUAGGGCUACAGGUGAUAAUUAAAGGGAGAUUAAAGGGCUUUCAGAUUAGUUAUUUUACUAGGGUAAAUAUUUUAAUGGAGAAUAAUCAUUGAUUUUGUUGAAACUGCGUUGUGGUUGAGUUCAUCAUGACUUAUAAAGAAGAAGACAACAACAACCUGAACAUGAGGGAUUAAAAGCUGCUACAGAGUUUCAACGCAGGCUGGAGGAAGUUUAGAACUGGAGCAGGAACACAGCUGAGCUCCAGCUAUUUUCUAUCUAGAAGGACUGAGGCUGAGUCUGCUUAAAAUAUCUGAUUUACCAGCAAAAAGUCUGCAGAUCUUCAGGGUUUAGUGUCAGUGAGACGCUCUGUUAUCCUUUGAAGCUAAAGCUGGUUUAUGUGCUUCUAUCUUUAGGAAACGGGUGAGAGAAACUACUACUCAGGGUUUAUCUUGGUUCCAUCAGGUCCUGAUUUAAUUUAAUUUGAUUCAGAUCCUUCAGUUUCUUAUUGUUUCAGAGGUUUUACUGUUUCCAGACAUAUCAGACAAAUUACUAUUACCUGAACUAUUAAAUCAGAAUUUUAAUCCUU